Messenger RNA from Oryzias latipes (Japanese medaka), 1293 nucleotides. Its product is annotated as adhesion G-protein coupled receptor G5-like. Gene Ontology annotation, cellular component: plasma membrane. Gene Ontology annotation, biological process: cell surface receptor signaling pathway; adenylate cyclase-activating G protein-coupled receptor signaling pathway. Gene Ontology annotation, molecular function: G protein-coupled receptor activity. The record is from RefSeq and is a predicted model, not a curated record. NCBI's taxonomy places the organism in Eukaryota, Metazoa, Chordata, Actinopteri, Beloniformes, Adrianichthyidae.
AACCCAUAUAUGGUAUUCAAUAACAAUUGCUUAUCACAUCUUCUCUACAGGAAAAUCAAAGUUGAUGAUUCUAAAAAGAUUCACAUCAGCCUGGCGAUCGCCUUGAUCCUCCUCAACCUACAUUUCCUUCCCAGUGAGAUGGCUGCAGCGUCCUCCUCUUCGGGCCUUUGUGUUUACAUGGCUCUUGCUCUCCACUACUCUCUGUUAGCUACCUUCUGCUGGAUGGGCUUGGAGGGGUUCCACCUCUACCUUCUCAUCGUCAAAGUCUUCAACAUCUACAUCAAUAGAUACAUGUUGAAAAUCAGUGUGGUGGGAUGGGGUGUUCCAGCGGUAAUUGUGUUGAUUUUGCUGUCAAUAAACACAGAGUUUUAUGGCAGAUUUGCAGUUGUGGACUCAUCCAACUCCACUAAUAGUACAAUAUGCUACAUAACCAAUGAGAACGUAAAGUGGGUGACCACAGUGGGAGUGUUUGGUCUGAUGUUCCUCUUUGUCAUGGUCGUGUUUUUGGUAACAGUCAGAAAUCUGAUGACAAACUGCUGUCAGAAAGAGUUCAAGCAGAAGAACUGGAAAGGACUGAAGCAGAACGUCUGCACCGUGCUGGUCCUCAUCACUCUGCUUGGGAUUACCUGGGGAAUCAUCUUCUUCUCGUUUGGACAACUGACCACUCCUGGCCUCUACGUCUUCAGCAUUUUGAACUCACUGCAAGGUUUUUUCAUCUUUCUCUACUUCGUUUUCUCUCUAAGAAAAACCAAAGACAUCACAACUUCACCAAGUGAGAAACCAACCACCACAAGCUCCCUGGAUAUUUUGGAGUAGCAUCUCAUCCAAGUGGACUUUUGUUCUUCAGUCCCGGACCUGAGUUCAGUGAUUCUGACAUUGAUAACAUUUGCUUUCUUUGCAACAUUUUUUUUAACUAUGGUGUUGUGCCUUUAGCAGAUAUUUACGUAGCAAAUUGAUUUUCUUUUUUUAUGAACAUUCUCAAAACUUUACAGUGAUGAUUUAAUUUUGAAAGUAUUUUAUUUUGAGGUAACACAUUAUAUAAAUAUUAUGUUAAUCUUCCAAUUAUUUUAUUAAAAUAAUUAGUUUCACACUGCUACCUGUUGCGCAGGGAAGGCAAUUAGUGAGACACACCCUGCCUUCACCAUGCGGCCACUACCCCUCCAUCUUCAGUUGGAGUGAGCAGUCUUUGCUGGUGAGUUGUUUUCUGCGGUCUCCCGAUAUUCUAAGUUAGCUGUUGAAAAAUUGGUUUUAGAUUCCUAAAUGUAUUAAAGAUUGGAUGCUAUUGACAUGAAA